This is a messenger RNA of Galeopterus variegatus (Sunda flying lemur), 384 nucleotides long. RefSeq names its product PI-PLC X domain-containing protein 2. The annotation marks the transcript as partial. Gene Ontology annotation, molecular function: phosphoric diester hydrolase activity. NCBI's taxonomy places the organism in Eukaryota, Metazoa, Chordata, Mammalia, Dermoptera, Cynocephalidae. The transcript has a single exon. The record is from RefSeq and is a predicted model, not a curated record. Gene Ontology annotation, biological process: lipid metabolic process.
CUCGCCAGGAUCUCCUUGGUGAAGAAGCUGAUGAAGAAAUGGUCUGUGACUCAGAACCUGACAUUCCGAGAACAGCUAGAAGCUGGGAUCCGCUACUUUGACCUGCGUGUGUCUUCCAAACCAGGGGAUGCUGACCAGGAGAUCUACUUCAUCCACGGGCUUUUUGGCAUCAAGGUCCGGGAUGGGCUGAUGGAGAUCGACUCGUUUCUUACACAGCACCCACAAGAGAUUGUCUUCCUGGAUUUCAACCAUUUCUAUGCCAUGGAUGAGACCCAUCACAAAUGCCUGAUUCUCCGGAUUCAGGAGGCCUUUGGAAACAAGCUGUGCCCGGCAUGCACUGUGGAAAGCAUGACACUGCGAACCCUGUGGGAAAAGAAGUGCCAG